UUUGAGCGGUACUUCUAAUUACACAUCGUUUAACGUACACAUAAUCUCACUGUAUGAAGUGGAGGUGAAGGGUGACGUGGAGUGAGGUUAUGUCAAGUUUCCUCAAAUUGGAAAAAUAUGUUUGAAAUUACGGACACGCAGAAGAUCGGCGUAGGACUCGCGGGUUUCGGAAUGUUCUUCCUCUUCCUCGGCGUUCUGAUGCUCUUCGACAAAAGUCUGCUCGCACUGGGAAACAUACUAUUCAUCGCCGGACUGUCGUGCGUGAUCGGCUUGGAACGGACGUUCAGAUUCUUCUUUCAGCGGCACAAAGUGAGGGCGUCGAUCGCAUUUUUCGGCGGUAUUAUUAUAGUUUUGGUCGGGUGGCCGCUGGUCGGCAUGCUGCUCGAGUCGUACGGUUUUGUGCUGUUGUUUAGCGGAUUUUUCCCAGUCGCCGUCAAUUUCUUGAGGAGGGUGCCGCUGCUGGGCACGGUACUAAAUAUGCCCGGUAUUAGUAUGUUGUUGGAUAAAGUCGCGGGGCCCACAAGUCGAACGAUGGUGUGACCAAGGUGUAUAGUGUAGUUUAAGUUUAAUCAUCGUAUUUUCGUUACUUUAAGUAUUGUGUCGUGUAAACAUCAUGAGGACACAAACACUUUGUGCCAAUAAAUUCUUUAAGAGUAAACGGC
Photinus pyralis (common eastern firefly) is the source of this 662-nucleotide messenger RNA. Its product is annotated as vesicle transport protein GOT1B. Gene Ontology annotation, biological process: endoplasmic reticulum to Golgi vesicle-mediated transport; retrograde transport, endosome to Golgi. The coding region runs from base 118 to 540 and encodes 140 amino acids. NCBI's taxonomy places the organism in Eukaryota, Metazoa, Arthropoda, Insecta, Coleoptera, Lampyridae. Gene Ontology annotation, cellular component: membrane; endoplasmic reticulum. The record is from RefSeq and is a predicted model, not a curated record. The transcript has 4 exons.